GAGCUAUUUUUCUGCACGGUCGCGCAAGGAAACCGCAGAGGGCGGGUUGUGGGGCGGUCAAGAUGGCGGCGCCCUGUGGAGUGCAGUUGCUUUAAGAGUGGUGCCUGGAGACUGUAUCGGCGGGUGGCCCAGGGACCCGUCAGACAGGACAGGAGGCCGUGAGAGAGCAGUCUGAGAGAGAGCCUCCCCUCCCCCCCCCCCCCCACUGUCCAUCUCAGCCGCUCGCCCUCCACACCUCCACACAGCCAGCUCCAUCAUGGCCAGAGAACAGCUCAAUGUGGGGGACUUGCUCCCUCUCCUGGAGACCGCUGAUCUCCAGCAGCUCGAUGAAAUCAAAGGUCUUAUCAACGAACACCUCAGUACAGAGCGAGGAUCCAUGCUCCUGAAUGGCUUGGUGGAUUACGUCCUGGAGACCAACUCGACCCAAGCCAUGCACAUCCUGUGUUCAGUGAGAGAACCGCAUGACAAGCACCUCUUUGAUAAGAUGAACGAGUGCAUGGCUAGGCAGGCGUGUCGUUUGCCCACUCUUAACCUGUUGGGCCAAGUGGUCCGCAAGCAGCCGUCCUGGAUUCACAAGAUCGCCCGCUAUCCUUUGCUGCUCUCCCUGCUCAAAUGCCUCAAGACGGACACAGAUGUUGUGGUUCUCAUAACUGGUGUGCUGGUGCUGGUGACCCUACUUCCCAUGAUCCCUCAGGCUGGGAAGCAGCAUCUGUAUGAGUUUUUUGACGUCUUUGGCCGCCUGGCUGCCUGGAACCUGAGGAAUCCAGGACACGUUUCAGAAGUAUACCUGAUCCACCUGCAUGCUAGCGUCUAUUCACUCUUCCAUCGCCUUUAUGGCAUGUACCCCUGCAACUUCAUCUCCUACCUGCGCUCACAUUACAGUAUGAAGGAGAACAUGGACACCUUCGAGGAGGUCGUUAAGCCAAUGCUUGAACAUGUGCGCAUACACCCAGAAUUAGUGACUGGAACCAAGGACCAUGAGCUUGACCCUACCAGGUGGAAGAGGUUUGAAAUCCAUGAUAUUGUGAUUGAGUGUGCCAAAGUAUCUCUGGACCCGCGGGAGGCGUCCUGUGAGGAGGGUUACUCCACUCUGCCCGAGCACUUCUGUGGUCAGCUGCACUUGCGCCCUCCUGAUUGCACUGCCAGCCCUUACACUGACUUCCUCAGCAGCUAUGGAAGUUCAUCUUCGACUCAGUUCUCCACCCCGCGGCAGCCUGUCCUCCCUCCCCUCCCCCUGACCUCUCUCUCAGGGACCCAGCCGGCCUACCGCAGCUCUCCCAGCUCCCGCCGACCCAACUCUAGCUGUGAAUUCAACUCCAUUUACGGCAUCAAGGACACUCUCUGGAGCCCCUCCUCCCAGUGUGGUAUGGCCACGCCUCCUUCGUCAAGAGGGAUGUCACCAAACCCUGAGCUAUCCCAGAGUGCCUUUCACCUGUCUGGUCGCUUUCACAGCACUCCAGCUGGUGGUAAAGGUACCCCGUGUUCCAGCACUCCUGCUGCAUCCUCUCCUCCCCCAAGUCUCACUGAGGAGUUGCCCUCUGGGUCUCUGCACCACAGCACAACCAGCCUGACAUGCAAGGAUGGAAGGCCAAUUGACUCCAGCAAACCUCCCUUACUGAGGCAGGAACCAAUCAGAGAGCUUGAGAAAGCAGGGGGUGAGGUGACCAACCACAGAGAUUCUGCGACUGAGACUGUGUCGAUGACGCUGACUGAGCUUUCGGUCUACAUGAAGGAGCAGGAGCAGCUGCGGAUGGGAAAGGAGAGGGAGGAGGCUGCCAUCACAGAGGAGUUACUCCAGCUGACAGAGGAGAAGCGUGAUCCAGGUGGGCUGCGUGGCUUUGACUCUCCAUUCUUCCACACCACAGAGACCCUCACCGGAGCCCAGCAAAAACCCCCGUCCACGUCCACCCAGAGCAGCCUUCUCCGAGAGGCCAACAACGCCGUCUCCACUCCAGACAAAACAGACACCCAGGUGGGGCACAGGGGCAUGGGCAGCCGUGGGCCUUCACAGGAGCAGCCCUGGUCCUUCCAACCAGUAUUCACUCCCAUCCAGGACCCGGCUCUCGGCCACGUCCGCCACAGCCCGGCUGCAGAUGAAGAAGCUCUCAAAUACAACCUGCUCUCACCCAGCCCCUGCAAGGCCCCCUCGCUCCCCUACGAGGCGCUGUUUGACCUGGCCCUGCCUCGCGCCGCAUCCCUGUGUUUGGGCCACAGGACCUCGGAGGUGCUGGAGAGAGUGACGGGCGAGAGCAGGCUGGUAGAUGUAAAGGAGGCGGAAGAUCACGCAACAACAUCCGUGUCUCCUCUCGAGGUGCUAGACCGUCUCGUGCAGCAGGGCAGCGAUGCCCACGACAAGGUGCUAAAGAGAUUACCUCUGCCAAGCAAGUCAGCUGACUGGACUCACUUCGGAGGUUCUGCUCCUCUGGAUGAACUGCAGACUCUGCGCAGUCAGCUGCUGCUGCUGCAUAAUCAGCUGCUCUAUGAGCGGUAUAAGCGUGAGCAGCAUGCUGUGCGCAACCGCCGCCUCCUCCGCCGGAUCAUCAACGCCACAUCGCUGGAGGAACAGAACAAUGCCAUGAAGGACCAGCUGAACCUGCAGAAUGUGGACAUCAUGUCUCUGCGUGAGAGCCUCCAGGUUGAACAGCAGCGCUACAGGCAGCUGUGGGACGACCGGGAGACGAUGGUCACGCGCCUGCACAGCCAAAUCCGCCAGCUCCAGCAGAGCCGUGAUGACUACUACACCAAGAACCAGGAGCUGCAGAGUAAGUUACUGGAGUGUCAGAAGAGGAUGGGGGAGAUGGAGGCGGACUUACAGAGGGCUAAUAACAAAGUGUGCCACACAGGACACCAACUGAACCAGCUGACCGCCAAGUUGUCUACAAGUGAGAGUACCCAACAACAGCUGAGCUUCCUUAGCAAACAGUUGCUGCUCUUGGGAGAGGCGCAUAAACUGUGUGUGCAAGAACUUCAUCAAGCAAGCCCAGAUAUCACCAAGGAAGUCCAGAUGUUACAGAUGUCUUAUGGGAAGGAGGUGGAGCGGCUUAAGCAGAACCUGCUGCUUCAGGGGCAGAAGCUGGACGCAGCACAGCAGAGAGUAGCAGAGCUGGAGACGCAGCUCUCCAAAAAAGAGCACCUGAUCGCAGAGCAGAAGAAGUUCCUGGAGGACGUUAAGUGCCAGGCCAAGGAAGAGCUGCAGGCGUCUGACAGCAGGUACCACGCUCAGAGGUGUAUAACGCAGGUGCUGCAGACAGAGCUGUUGCAGUUAUACAGCAGGUUGGAGAUAGAAGCUCCUACUACCACUGCUUCUGCUUCAUCAGCAGGGAACACCAAAGAGCGCUGCGGCCCAGCAGAGACCAGUGUCCGGGUCUUGGAUGGAUCAGUUAAAGCUGUCUCUAAAGUGGCCCCUGCAUUAUCUCAGUCUUUGCACGGCAACGGCAGCAUUUCAUCAUCAGGGCAAGCCAAGUCCGUCAACGGCAGCCACAGCACCCCUCCUCCUGUGCUGGUGGAGCCACCACCUCUACGGCCGCACGUCCCGCUGGGGCCCCCUGGACCCCCGGCCCCCUCCGCAGCUGCACCCCUCACUGUGGGCUCCUACCCCAGCGCCAAGAGCUUCUUGGGCAUGCGGGCGCGAGAGCUGUUCCGCAACAAGAGCGAGAGCCAGUGUGACGAGGACGAAGUCCUGCGUCCGCAGCUCACCGGCCUGUCGCAGGGCCUGAAGACUGAGCUGUGUGUAGAGCCGGCUGUAAAGACUGUGCCAGGGUCCGGGUCCGGGUCUGGGUCUGCCCUCGCCGUGGCGGCUAAAGCGGCACAGACCCACGGCCUGCAACGAGCCGCCAGCCGAGGAGAGGGUGGCGGGGCCUGCGGGACUCCGGCCCGGCCGAGGCAGCAACAGCUACGGAUCAUGGACUACAACGAAACCCAUCAGGAGCACAGCUAGAGGGCGAGAAGGAGACAGAAGGUGAAAGCAAGCAAGCAAAAGAGUGAAAGAGAAAGAGAGAGAGAGAAAGAGAGAAGGAUGUGAAGGCUGUAGGCGCUGGUAAGAAAGGGAGAAAGCUGCAAGCUGAGAUCGGAUUACGCAGGACUCUUUUGAUUUCAGUGUUAUUUGUCCCAUUCCCUCAAGCGGACAACAGGAUUUGGUGUUUCUCGCCAAAAAAAAAAAAAAGAAAAAAAGCAGCUUAGAUUUAAAGACAGUGUUGGAAGGUCCUCCUAAGAAGCAGAGCAACACUGCAGGUAUAUUUGCCCCCAUAUCUGUUCUUAUGAAACCCUACGAGGCUUAUUCAUAUAUGCCCUAAGAUCUGCUAAAUUAGCAGAGCAUUUUAAACCAUUACUGAGGCCCAGCUCAAGCACAGAGCAGAGUGUCAGCCUUUUGUAUAGGUCUCUGUUUGAGUGAAAAUGAAGUUUACAGGAGUUAUAUGCGGUUUAGGUGUAGCAUUUCUGGGUAUAUAUACGAAGCUCUGCUGUGUUAUGCAUAUGGCACUUAUAUACAUACUGUAUACCACACACUGAGAUAGAUCAGCCUUCUUGUGUCAAGAAGGUUCAAAUCUAUGUUCCAGAUCCCCUAAAAGACCUGAGGAAAUUAACCCUGAUUUGCUUUCACCAGUGCAGACACCAUGCAUAUAUUGCUUUUGUGUGUGUAUGUAUGUAUGUGUCUGUGAGAAUGAGUGUGAAUGGAGAGAGAGAGAGAGAGAGAGAGAGAGAGUGUGUAAGAGAGAAGGAGGAGGAAGAGUUUCAGUAGAGGUGCUUUUUUAUAUUACUAGAUUUUUUAAUUAUUUAUUCUUUGUUGCUACUUUGUGUGAUACUGCCUUUUUAAGAGGUAAGAGAGAAGAAGUGUUAAUGCUCAUCAAAAGCAAGUCCAAACAAAACUAGCUUACAAAUCACUGUCUGAGACACAAAGUGCAGUGCCAGUUCGCCAAGUAUAUCCCCAAGUCUCUGGAUUACAGAUACUUAAUAUUAGUGUCAUAAGAAUUGCCUGUAAGAUUUUAGACUGUAUCAUUACAUACCAAUUGUUUUGUUUUGUUUUUUAAACCAGUAAGUCUUUAGGAAUUUUCAGUUUUUCCCAUAUUUUUGCUUUAGUCCAAUGUGUAACAGAUCAAGAUUGAGCAAAAUUAGGGAUCUGUAGGUCCUAAAAGGAGAAAAUUAGUAAAUCAGUGCUAUAGACCUAACUGAGGUUGUGUUGUCAAUCUGUAUUUAGUGUCAUAAAUUCAGAUCUACAUAAGCAGGAUUCUAAUUAUGUCAUUAAAAAUGGCUGCUAUCACAUAGUGUUAUUGUAUUGGCAAGAAACUACCGAUACAAUACAUAUGAUGAUGCAAUUAUAGUUUCAAUGCAUUACUUCGUUAUAUAUUGCAAUACUGUAAGCACUGCGAUAUACUGUUAAUGUUUAAUUAAAAUUUUAGGACAAUUCUUAUAAUAUAAAAACACACUAUCGUUUAUAAAAUGUAUUAUUCAUCAUUUUAGGCAAUCAGAACAGAGAGACCUAACGACAGAGUACCACACUGCCAUCUAGUGGUCGAGGUUUGAACACAACACAAAAUGAACCACUGUCUGCCACCAAUCUUUACAUGUUAACUUAUAAUUUAAAAAAAUCAGUAUUAUGUUUUUACAAUAUUUAUAAAAAUUGUUGCAGUGAUGCAAAACAAACCAUCACAAUACUUUGAUAUAUAUCAAUAUUUAUUACACUCCUAUUAUCAAAAUAAAUAAUAGAUCCUAUUUUAGAUUUGUGUACUUCUUUUCAAGAAUGGCACUAAAUUAUUUUUUUUUUCAGUUUAUAUAUAUAUAUAUAUAUAUAUAUAUAUAUAUAUAUAUAUAUAUAUUUAUCUCAGAUAUUAGCACCAUAUAUGAAAAUGUAAAUCGGCUUUGUUCCUGAGUGCGUUAUAUGGACACACAACUGACAACACAACCUCAGAGCUCUGUUGCACUAAAUUAUUAUUUUUUUUUAUUAAGUUCAUAAAUGCCAUAUCUUUGUGAGGAUGUCCAAAUGCUUAGCCCCUUUUCUGAUGAUUCUGAUGAUCAGUAAAGUGAGCAUUGCACUAAUCAGUAUAGAGAGUAUAGAGAUACUUGCACUUGAAUAUCAGACUCCACAGAUUUGUCGGAUUACUUAUCUAUAAUUAGAUGGCUAAUGUUUACUAUUAUCAGCAGCAGCAGCCGGGUUAAGGAUUUUUUAUGCCCUACACUGUGAGAUAUGUAGCCCCUGCUGUGUACAUUCGGCACAGUAUAUCCUCUUUCUGUGCUGUGUUUUAAAACAGACGUCAUAUACCACAUGGACAAAGGUAUUUUUAUUGUUUCUACUUAAAUCAACAGUUUUAAAAAGAGUUUAUCCUCUUUUUGUUGGAGUAACUGUCUCUACGGUUGCAGGAAAGGCUUUCUGCUAGAUUAUGAAGGGCACUACUGUAAGAAUUUGAUUGCAUUCAGCGAGUCAGGAUUUUGGAUAAUCGCCAGUAAUGGAGCUCCAUCAUUCCAGAGAUCACAGUUCCACUGCUCCACAGGCUAAUAGGCCCAUAGGAUCAUGUUUAUGUCUGUUUUUAAGCCAUGUCUGCAGCUGAAUAAAUUCAUUAGAAGGUGUGUCCACAAGCUUACUUUUGGACACAUAGUGUAUGUUGGCACAAAACUGGGAUCAGGACAGCAAACUGGCUGUUGUUCAAUCAUCAUAGAUCUUACUUAUAUACUAGUGCAUCUCAAAAAAUUAGAAUAUCAUUAAAAAAAAAGUUACUUUAUUACAUUAAUUCAGUUCAAAAUGUGAAACGCAUAUAUUAUAUAGAUGUAUUAUAUACACACAGUGAUCUAUUUUAAGCGUUUAUUUUUUUGUUGCUGAUUAUGGCUUAAAGGCAAUGAAAACCCAAAAAUAUCUCAGUAUCUCAGAAAAUCUAAAUAUUAUUUAAGACCUAUUGGUACUUUUGACAGUGAUGGUUUGGAGAGCCAUUCAUCUGCUGGUGUUGAUCCACUGUGUUUAUAAAAUCAAGUCCAAAGUCAGUGCAGCUUCUACCAGAAAAUCUUACAGCACUUCAUGCUUCCUUCUGCUGACAGCUUUUAUGGAGAUUACGGAUUUCAUUUUCCAGCAGGACUUGGCACACUGCCCACAGUACUGCCAAAAGUACCAGUUGGUCUUAUAUAAUAUUUGGAUUUAUUCUAUUCUAUUAUUUAAUAUUCUAACCCUUAAAAUAGAUCACUCUGUGUGUAAUACAUCUAUAUGACAAAUGCAGCGAAAAACAGACUAAUUGGCCUCUUUUUUUUUUUUUUUUUUUUACAGUCAAUACAUACAAUUCAUAUUUCAGGCUUUUACUCCUAGUCUCAAACUGUAACUGUAAAAUGCCAAAUAUAGCCCAGUAUUAAGUGGCUGUUAUUUCUCUGCACCAGAUCUGUUACAUGUUUACCUAAAAGUUGUAACUGCCUCCUUAUUUGCAUAUCGCCUUUAGUUAGAAGAUGCACAAAUACAUACUGGUUCUUUAUCUAAUCAGUUAUUAAUUCUGUUUUAUCUAAUUCAGUAUACUUAUUCUGUUACAGAAACCGUUACACUGCUAAAUCAGUUAAGGCACAGGUCAAUAGACAGGUGAGCUAUGUAUGUAGCCAAUCGACUGGCUUUUAAGCACACAAGCUUCUUCUUUUUUUUCUGAUAAUUAGCUGGUGAGGGUGGGCUUCCCAGCACUGGAUGUUUAAAAAUCGACAAAUCCUGUUGUCCUCUUGAAGUCUCUGCUGUCAUCCCUUCUGCCUUGCUAUCUAAAGCAUGUACAACAAUUCACUUUAAACGCCAACAAUAGGAACUCUACACCAUACCGAGAUACAAGGUACAAUCAGAGAGGACUGACCGCAACGUUUUGGAUUGCACCUCCUCUGGAUGGAGAAGGAAGUUCUUAAAGCAGUUGCUUGUGUUAACUGUGAAAGAUGAAAAUAAAAUCGUCUUCAAUGUUUUGCACUAUAAA
Molecule: messenger RNA, 7913 nt
Organism: Astyanax mexicanus (Mexican tetra)
Lineage: Eukaryota; Metazoa; Chordata; Actinopteri; Characiformes; Acestrorhamphidae
Gene: tsc1b
Product: TSC complex subunit 1b
Exons: 22
Coding region: 257-3937 (1226 amino acids)
Biological process (GO): negative regulation of TOR signaling; regulation of cell cycle; negative regulation of cell population proliferation
Cellular component (GO): TSC1-TSC2 complex
Source: RefSeq, a predicted model, not a curated record